AUGGCGUCUUUUGGAGGAAAAUUUCAGAUCCAAUGUCGCGGUGUUCGGGGUUACAAAGAGCAGAUUCAAAAAAGUGCAUACGAAAAUCUCGGAUUCGCUGGUGGUCACCACCACACCUAUGUUCGGGUUGUCAUUAACUAUCACAGGAUCACUGGGGUCAAGCGAGAUGAGCGUCGGUGUGAUUUUGCUCACCGCGAGAACCUCCAGUUGAUUCGAUCCCGGGUAGCUAUCGCUGCUGCAUUAGGCGGUCUUCCUGUCGUCGUCCAAGUUAUGAAUUCCAGUAGUGAUUCCGAAAAUGGGCUCUUCGAGAGAAUCAUUCGCACCGCAAAUUCUGUAGCUGAGGAGGCAAACAGGGGUGGUAAAACGGUGGCGGCGAAGAUAUGUUCGUGGGUCCAUCGAGCCCGUUCGCAGAAAAUCCUGGGGUUAAGAACUUGGCCAUAA
This is a messenger RNA of Paracoccidioides lutzii Pb01, 441 nucleotides long. RefSeq lists its product as hypothetical. The record is from RefSeq and is a predicted model, not a curated record. The transcript has 3 exons. Bases 1 to 441 code for a protein of 146 amino acids.